GUUUUGUUGAAAUUGUAAUAAUUGACUGGUGGACGCAGCCAGAAACCCUAGGAAUUCGAAUUGGAAGACAUGGAAGCCUUUACAUCGGAGCACAGUUGACUAAGUAAGUGGGAAGCAGCGAAAUUUGAUAGAUGCUCCGGGUGAUUUCCUUUCUGCCCCCAUUUUAACAGAUGAGUUUGUCAUUGAAAGCAAAUUCUUUCAAUUUAAAGUUAUUGAUGGCAAUUCUGUUCUCAUUUCUGAAACUAAGCAAGGAAUCACAUCUCUUAUGGACUUCAAUUUUGCUAGGAUUACUUGGUUAAACGAUUCCUUUUUCAAGAUUUGUUCUAAUAAAAGGUCUCCUAGGUUGGAGUUGAAUAGAUCGCUUUUUGUUGGGUAUGUCGAAAAUUACUUUGGUGGAUUUAUCCGAAUCAUUGAAAAAGGAAGUGAUUCUCUAUUUAUUCCAGAGGGACGGAAUGGGAAGGGGUUCAAUCUUUUUCUUGCAGGUAUUGCCAGAGCAAUUGCAAUGAUGAAAGAAAUUGAUGCUAAAACAUUGGCUAUUGAACAGACCUCACAUAAAGGUUUUAGUGAUGAAAUGGUUUCAAAUAACCUUGAAUUGGAUUUUUUUCCUUUUAAUGAGAAUAACCUUUGUGAAAUGGGAACUUCCAUCUCCGGCACAUUAUUACAAGUCGAUAUUGAGAAUUUUAAUUCUUUCAAUCAUUCUUUGGAUUUGGUAUCUAUUGACGAAGUUCAUGGCGGUGAAAAUAUCUCUGAAUCUGAUGCAUUCAUAAAUCUUAAGGAAUUUUUUCAAGACACCUUGACAAAAGGGGUGGACUCACUUUCUCAUUAUUUGGUGUAUGAAUUUGAGAGACUUCUCACCUCUGCUUUGGGAAACCAUAAGACUUUGACUAUGAUGCCCACAGAAGAAGAAAAAUCUUCUAGGGCGCUGAAUAAUCUGGGGAAAGCUGAUCAAAACAAGAUAGGGGCUUUAGAGUCAAGUGUUAUAGGUAUUACGGGUGAUUGUGCAAAUUCUGGAUGGGAUUAUGCAAAUCACGAUUAUACAGAUAAUCUUUAUGCGGCUUUUGAUUUUGAGGGAGCUUUUGGAGGAUCGAACUCUUCACUCUCAGGUGAUGAAUUUCUCGGUCAUGUCUCAGAAAAUGAGAAGAGGGUUCCUAUUUCAACGGAGGAGGAUCUUUGGGAUUCUGAUACCAAUGAGCUUAUUUGUCAAAAAGCUUUGCUGGUCACACGAGAGAAUUGCUUACCCACUCAGAACCUAAACACGCAAAGGAGAUCAUACAAAAAGAAGAAUCAGAGAUCGCAUCUUAUGAGAACAAGAUCUCAAACACGAAUGGGUCUUUGAAGAUUUGAUUAAGGACUCGGGUAUCAGUUUAUUACUUUACUUUGGGUUGGGUGGUAUUGUUGUUUAUUGUAGGUUUCUUUUAUUUUUCUUCUUUCUCCCUCAUUUUCCUUGUACUUUGCUCUUUUUAAUAAAGUUUUCUUUAAAAAAAAAACUUUAAAUGAACAUAUUUUUCGUUUAUUUCAUAUGUAACUACAUCAAAAGCUUUUUACUUUUAGCAGGGUUGAUCGUUAGGCUACGUAUUGAAUCCAUAUAUAUUGACUCGUGAACUAAUUAAUUACUUGCCUAGAUUUAUAAAUAAAUUUGAGAAAAAGAAAAAUAUAGCUAGUGCGGUGGCCAAAAUUAGAAAAGUGUAAUGCGGUGGCCAAAAUACGUUUAGGCCUAAAAGGUGUUGUUAGAAGAAUGAUUACCAAAUAAAAUCAUACAUUCUGUUCGUUUCGGUUUAGUUUGAUUUAGAUUUGCUAUCAUUUAAAAACAUACUACGUAUAAAGGUGUUAUUGAAUUAUUUAUUUGGGUUGUUUUUAAUUGUCUAUUUUGAUUUGUUUUAGUUUGGAAAGGGGUGGAAGAAAUAUUAACGAACAAUUUGCAUAUAUAUCAAUUUAGGUUCGAUUUAGUUUAGUUUGGUAUAGUAUGUGUUUCAAUUCGAUCAAACGAAUGUAUAUGCUCACUCUAGGUAUUGUUUGUAUCCCUUUUUAUCGCUCUAGAAGCAUGAAAGUAGUUUAUAGUGACAAAUUUCAUAAAACAAAACGAGUUAGUUUAAUUAUUUUAUACACAAAUUCAAAUGAUCGAUUGAGUUUGUUGAGCAACAGGAUGAGAUAUAUGGCAUUGGAAGUGGUGGUUAGCUUGACCAAGACAAAGUAUACGGGCUGCGUGAAAGUGCAUGGAGUGUAGAUAGUGUUUACUAUAUUGAAGUUCCCACACCGAAGCUUAGAGAAGCAGAAACGGAGCAAGGGACUUGUAAAAUUCAAGCUAUUGACUCAUUGAAACAUACUUACCUGGACGGGUCAAUGGGUGAUCAAGAAGAUCCAUGGCCGAAGUUGGUGACUUGCAUUGCACAUUGAAUUGGAAAGUGCAUGACGGUUACUGUAGAUCAGCACAAAUGCGAGUGACGGUUGCCUUCUCCGUUUGGUGUUCGCGGUUUAGUAAUUACGUGUGGCCAGCGUUUGGCCGGUACUGUUCGGCUUAAAGAAUAUUUUCUUCUUCCGUUGCUGGCCAGCCAGACGUAAAGCUUCUUUGUUUUCUUCUCCUUCUCUCUGCGCGAAACUGUGGACCAAGCGUGAAGGGUUGAAGGCGGUGAAGGCGUGAAGCGUCUAAGGCCCCAAACGACCAAGCGUGAAGAAUAACUUAAGGAGACUGGCGACUGAACUCACCGGCGACCCGCGAGGCAGCAAGUCAGCAACCUCGUUUUUGCAGCGAACUUGGAAGACGAUUGACGGACUCCGCCUCUGCACUUUAGUCAGAUUAUGUGGAUGGUGAUCAAGAUGGAAAAAAGCUGUUGCAGCAUGUGUGUCAGGGAGGUGAUAGAUAGUGAUUUUCAAGAUAUGGACAAAGUAGAAGAGAAAACAGGAAGGAUGGUGACAGACAUGAAAGUGAACACAAAAGAGAUUAUGAACAAAAGUUGAAUGACAAACAUUAAAGGGUUGCACGAUAUGGAAAACUUAGGAAAAGACAUGAAGAGGAGAGUGGUAAAGAAUAUGAUGGUCCUUAGGAAAAGGCAUAAAGGGUUUCAACAAAUCCCCAUCUCAAAAUUAAAGAUUUCUCAACUAGGCAUAUAUCCAUAGAUGCGGUUGCAGAUGCCCACCCCGCCACGGUUCUGUUUUUUGAGAAGAUGUGUGUCCCUACAUGAGCAUCUCUGGACUUAUACGAAUUGCAGACUUCAAACUACUCGUAACUACCUAUAAUUCUGAUUUUCUACAAGAUUGAAAGUCAUCCAUUGCACUCCUUGCAGAAGAUGGGUUUGCAAAUAAUUGACAGUAACACUGAUGGUUUCCCUAAAUUUUGAAGCAUCUAUGGCCGAGGAAAGGGCCCAAAAUGCUUUAGGCAACCUAAAGGUCAAAUCUUAAGACAACCUUGAGAGGGGUUCGGUGUGAUAGAUCCAGAAAGCACAUGGGGCCAAUGUGACAAUGUGUUAGACUCUAGAACUAAAUAUUUCUGAUAAAAAAAAUAGAAGGUCGAAGGCUCAAUAGAAUAAAUCAGAAAGUCUUGGUGGCCAAAUGAGACGUUUUUCUUAAGAAGACUGUUGCAUUGUCAGUGCCAACACACUCCCACCCUCUCUGAUUACUUUGAAGUUCAUAGUUUAGGCUCAUAUCCGGUUCUUCAAUUGAGUUGGGAGGGUGUGAACUUUAGGCGAUAUCAUAGUCCUGGUGAUGCAGGGGAGAAGAAAAACGCGCUGACUGAAUGGAACAACAAAUGCCCUUCUCGGCUUUUGUCACUCAUUCUUGAACUAGGGAGUUGUAUAUAGAUUAUCACAGGAAACGAGUUGCAGAAGUUGAUGAUGAAAGGUUAAAGUUUGAAUUCAGCACCAUGCUUCCAAGGGAGGAUGAUUUAGCUAAAGUUUGAAUUCAGCACCAUGCUUGUACUCUAAGAAGGUUAGUUGGCCUAUUUCCGUGUAAGAAUGAAGAGGAAUCAGCUACAGGCACCAGGGGUAAACUAUAUAUAAGGAUAUCCAUUGAUUCUGCCAUGAGUUUUUCAGAUUGAAGAGACUGAUAACUGGCAUAGACUGAUGCUACUUAUACAGGGCGUAGGAUAUUUCUACGCUUUGAAGUUGUGGACUCGGCUUUCUAUAUGUGGGUAAGUGGGAUUUGUGUUGGAUAUAGGUUCGUCACUAUUUUUUACUUCUGUGGCAGGUUCUCCCAACAUCUAAUAUCUCUCCUUUUUGCAUGGUGGAAAUGUUGUCCUUUGUAAACAAUGAAUGCUAUGAUUCCUGAAUAUGUAUGAACAGAAGGGGCACUGAGGACAAUUGGUCCACACCUAACAAUAUUUCCAACCUGAAUUUAAAUAUAUAAUUAAGUUAUAAUUAAUAAAAGUGCAAUCUUUUCCUUUAUUCUUAUAUCAUUUUCAUUUCAUUUUCAUUUACCCCAGUGCCGCAAAGGCUCCCACCAGGUAACGGGGGGUCGGAUGUACGCAGUCUUACCCCUGUACUAAAGCACAGAGAGACUGUUUCCGGAUGACUCGUAGUGAAAAUCGCGUCCAAAAUUGCAUGGACUGACUGCUGCUUCAUAACAAAGAAGCACACACACUCAAUUUGCGGGAGUGUCUUGAACGUGGUCAACUUUUGCUUAAGAAGCCACCUACUUGCUGAAAUUGGGAUUAGAGGGAUUUUUGGUUGUAGAGACCAAUCUCAUAGUCAAAUGCAAAACUCAAUUUUGGCACUUAAUUCUCAAGUUGGAGGCGUAGGACGGGAGCACCGCCGGACUUCAAUUGAUUCGAUCGUUCACUGCCUCAAGUAUUUAAAAGUUCUGGGAUUCCAGCAUUAGCUUUCAGGCCUUUCAGGAACCGGGACAGCCUUAUCCUUCUAGCUACGCCGCUUCUAGAAAGGAUGUCGUAUGAGUGGCAUUCCACUCUUUGCUUCUUUAAGCAUGGUCGUGGUAGAGCACUGCUACUCACCAUUUCCUCAUGUGGUGUCGAGAAGCUGCCAAACGAACCCAAUACGUCUGAAAUACGUACUGGUGCCUGCAGUGAUGCUGCUUGCCCUUCUUGAAUUAACACCACACUGCUGAUGUGCCUUCACUGCUUCUAUUUGGUUUGGUUUCAUCUUUUUGCUCAAACAUUAAAACUUCAAUGUUAACUGAUGCUACUAUGUCCUAGCUAUGUUUGUAAGAUGUUUUGUUUCAUCUUUUUUACCCAAACAUUCAAACUGCAAUGUUACUUCACCAUGCGGUUGUAAAGACCAACAUUGAACUGCGUUUUGGAUACUUCGCAAUAUAUUUGCGCAGUUUUUUUAUUAAGUGCAGUUUUCUCUCUUUA
Cuscuta epithymum is the source of this 5299-nucleotide messenger RNA. The record is from the annotation of a GenBank genome assembly. NCBI's taxonomy places the organism in Eukaryota, Viridiplantae, Streptophyta, Magnoliopsida, Solanales, Convolvulaceae.